Peronospora matthiolae is the source of this 387-nucleotide messenger RNA. The record is from the annotation of a GenBank genome assembly. Lineage: Eukaryota; Oomycota; Peronosporomycetes; Peronosporales; Peronosporaceae.
AUGCAGAUCUUUGUGAAGACAUUGACAGGCAAGACGAUCACGCUGGACGUGGAGCCGUCGGACAGCAUUGACAAUGUGAAGCAGAAGAUUCAGGAUAAGGAAGGCAUUCCGCCUGACCAGCAGCGUCUGAUCUUUGCCGGCAAGCAACUGGAAGACGGUCGCACGCUUUCGGAUUACAACAUCCAAAAGGAGUCGACGCUUCAUCUGGUCCUGCGUCUCCGUGGUGGUGCUAUUGAGCCCACGCUUGCUGCUCUGGCCAAGAAGACGAACUGCGAGAAGCAGAUUUGCCGUAUCUGUUAUGCGCGUCUGCCGCCUCGUGCGACCAACUGCCGCAAGAAGAAAUGCGGUCACAGCAACCAGCUGCGUAUCAAGAAGAAGCUCAAAUAG